Molecule: messenger RNA, 1679 nt
Organism: Peromyscus eremicus (cactus mouse)
Lineage: Eukaryota; Metazoa; Chordata; Mammalia; Rodentia; Cricetidae
Gene: Saxo5
Product: stabilizer of axonemal microtubules 5
Exons: 9
Coding region: 154-1656 (500 amino acids)
Source: RefSeq, a predicted model, not a curated record
UGAGCUGGACUAGACCACCUUGGGUUAACCUUUAGAAAAGACCAGAAGACCAUCCCCUGGGAUAACCAGGACCAGAGGGAGUCUGAGGGACCAGACGGGCACUAAGUUCAAGAUUCAUUAACCCAGUGAAGUAGUUGGCGCCGGGGCCUCACGAUGCCGGUGUGCCCGAUGUCCAUGGAGUUCCUCAAGGCCUCACACUUCGCUCUGGGCCCCGAUCCACGGCUGCUCGAAGGUAGUAUGCAGUGCACGACGCACCGGGACUUCCCGGCCUAUUUCUCCGUCACCCCGGAGCGGCUCCCAGCUUCGCCAACGCACUCCACAGUCUUCCAAAAGGAAGCACGCUGGGACUCCGAGGAGCGCGUGUCCGAGAUGCACCGCGCGUUCUCUCCGCCGUCCGAGUCGCCGCGGCUGGACGAGCUGCGGGAGCAGACAAUGGAGCGCGCGCGAGCCAUGCAGAUCAGCAACCUGCACGUGCACGCGGACGUGCGCCCUCGCCUCAACUUGUCCACCGCACGCGCCGACUACCGCUGGCCGGAGCUGCCGCCGCACGGCCGCGAAGACAUCCGAGGCGCGCGCCUCAUCUUCGACCGCGACUCGGUGCCCUCAGGCGACAGGGAGCAGCUGCGCAUCCCCGCCACCGCCACCUCGUACAAGGCGCACUACCUGCCAUAUGCCGCCGCCGCUCAGCCCCGUGUGCCCAGCAGCCACCUGGGGGGCCGCAACCCCCUGAAAUGGAACUACAAGGGACAGGACGACACCACCUACCAGAAUCACUUCCAGGCCCUCCCAGGUCCUCCUGCCUUGAUGUGUAAGAGGGCCUCCUCCAGUGUGAGCCUAGGAGACCCCCAGACUGGCCUCAACACCCUGUGCUCAUACACGAAACAGACCUACAUGCCUCAGGAGCUGCCGCCAGACAGGUAUGACAAGGCCCAGACUGCAGCCCACAUCCACCAGGUGAGCAUUAGUCCUGGAGACAGCAUGUUCCACGACAGGACCACCAUGAAUGACCACUUCUACGCCCGAGAGCCAGAGCCUUUUGUUCUUCACCACGAUAAGACCCCGGAGUCACACAUCCUGAAAGGAAACUGGUGCCCUGGCCCUGGCAGCCUGGCUACCUCCACAAAGUUCUUCUAUGGUGAGCCGCCUCCUGUGACUCAGCCUCCAAGCCGACAUGUGUCCCAUGAGAAACUGAAGGAUCAUGUGACCCUAGGAGAAGCGAAGCUGCUCGGAGACUUCUUCCAAACCUCCACAGGCUCAGCCUACUGCCCUCCGGAUACCAAACCAAUACAGAGAGCCCUUAACCUUUCUUUGCUGCAGAGUAACUUGCCUGAGGGCACAGGUGAAUUUGAUUUUUUAACCAUGAACCAAAAGAUGCUGAAGCCGCAUGGAAUAGCUCGAGCCGCCGUCACGGAAGAGCUGUUACAGAAGUGCAAGUACAGCCACAUAGAGCCCCAGCUGGGUGGACAGCGCUUCUUCUCCACCCACUAUCAAGACCAGUUUCCUCUCAAGUCCCAAGGCCCACUGGUAAAGAAGCAAAGUAACAUUCAGGAGAGCCACGUGCCGAUGGGCACGCCCCAAAAGUUCGGCUGCUGGGGACAGAGAGUAGACCCUCAGGGCCCCCAGCUCCCUAUGUACCCUUGCCCGAGCAAGCAAUAAAUAUCACUUGAUUGUCAACUUGA